AUAUUAACCUGCAUGUGACUUGUCUGGUGCUCAUUUCAGCUCCUUAUCUUGGUGUCCCACUCAAUACAGUCCCUCCCGCGGAACGCGAAAUAGUCAAAGGUUCCGCCUUCCGAAUAAAGACGUCAGGAGACGCUUCAAUGACGGCAGAUCUGACAGCUGACAAAGUAUUCUCUACACUGUGACGUUUUAUAUUCGUUUUUUGUUUUGGUUCAAAGUCCAGAUGGAGAACAUAGUGAGGUUCGAACACUGCGGGGAGCUAAUCUACACUUUCACACACCGGGAGGACACCCACAGCUCGGCGGAGGAACCGGGAGGGACCGGGAGCGGUCCGGCAGGUGUGCCCAGCGGGAGGUGUCCUCUGUGCGGGGAUUGGCUCAGCUUCCGGCUCCUGGACGCACCUGUGGCCGUCCCGUGUCCGUUCAGCAACGGGCACGAGACUCCGUGCGCGUUCCUCCUCUCAUCCCGAUCCGGACCGACAUCUAUCAGUGAACAGAAUGACUCUGAGCUUCACGUCGGGAUCUCAAACUCUGAAGGUGUUGUAUUCAGUUAUACAGAGUCGGGGGUUCAGCGUCAACAGCAGAGCUGGGAGAAGAGUCUGACCAUCCCUCUUAUUACCCCUAGCAACCACCCAUCUGUUCCCCUUAUAACCCCUAGCAACCACCCAUCACCUGCUGUGGUUACCCCUAGCAACCACCCGUCUCCUCCUCUCCUCCCUGGCAGCGUUGUCAGGUCGUGGGACCGACGCCUGGAGACCUUCUCCUCUCAGGACCGAUGGACCACAGACAGGUUUUCGGAGGAGGGGGAGUUUGGAUCCUGUUGCUAUGGUUUCGCUCUGAGUUUUAUUAAUGAGGUCAGGAGGUCAGAGGUCAUGGAGGUCAUCAGCCAAAACACGUUCACCCUCGGAUGCGUCCUGCCGACGAUACAGCGCAGCUCAAAGUACCUGAGCCUGUACGACCACAUCCGUCACCAUGGAUACUACCACAGUACUACAGCAUAGUACUACAGUACGCAGUGCCGAGUACAUGAGACUACCACUACAUACAUCAACACGGAUACUAAUAUUAGAACUGUAGUAUUCGUGGUGAAAUACCGGUAGACAAUAUCUUUAAAUGUUGUUUAUCAAUCAUGGACCGCUGUGUGUGUGUGUGUGUGUGUGUGUGUGUGUGUGUGUGUGUGUGUGUGUGUGUGUGUGUGUGUGUAUAUGUGUGUGUGUGUGUGUGUGUGUGUGUGUGUGUGUGUGUGUGUGUGUGUGUGUGUGUGUGUGUGUGUGUGUGUGUGUGUGUGUGUGUGUGUGUGUGUGUGUGUGUGUGUGUGUGUGUUUGUAAUCCAGCCUAAUAAAGAACUAAAAUG
Molecule: messenger RNA, 1350 nt
Organism: Gadus chalcogrammus (walleye pollock)
Lineage: Eukaryota; Metazoa; Chordata; Actinopteri; Gadiformes; Gadidae
Product: MKRN2 opposite strand protein-like
Exons: 5
Coding region: 221-997 (258 amino acids)
Source: RefSeq, a predicted model, not a curated record